Dovyalis caffra is the source of this 1005-nucleotide messenger RNA. NCBI's taxonomy places the organism in Eukaryota, Viridiplantae, Streptophyta, Magnoliopsida, Malpighiales, Salicaceae. The record is from the annotation of a GenBank genome assembly.
AUGAUCGAAGCAAUGGACGGCUUUGAUCGAAUCCCGGACUCCUUGAUUCUCAUCAUCUUCAACUCAAUCGCCGACAUCAAGACACUAAUCCGUUGCCGUGCCGUUUCGAAACGUUUCAAUACACUCGUUCCCCAAGCCGAAUCCCUCUCUCUCAAAGUCGACUGUGUAAUCUCACCCGAGUCGGACUCUGACUCAGUCUUCACUUUCUUCAAAUCUCUUUUCAAAUCCAUCCACGAUCUCUUCAAAACCGAACCCAAACCCACAACCCGAAACCAAAUCCAGAACUCCCCCGCCCGAAUCCUCUCCCAGUUCGAACGGAUCCGUGAGCUCCAAAUCGAACUGCCAACUGGCGACUUGAAAUUAGAGAAAGGAGCCUUUAUCAAAUGGAGAGCUGAAUUCGGCAAGUCGUUAAAAAGCUGCGUUAUACUCGGGUUUAGUGGCGUAGCAAAUCCCGAGGGAAAUAAUGCUGACGUGGAAAUUGAUUUUACGGGAGGGUUAAAGACAAGGGUUGUGUGGACAAUAAGUGCGUUGAUUGCGGCAUCGGCGAGGCAUUAUCUUUUACACGACGUCGUUAAGGAGCAUAGGGAGAUGGAGAAGUUGGUCUUGGUGGACAGGGAAGGGGAGGGGACGGUGGCGAUGGAGAAGGAAGGGUUGAAGGAGUGUCGGGAGGCGGCGCGUGGGGUGGCGGCCCGUGGAGGUGCGUUGGAGGAGGAGGGGAGGAGGACGAUUGUGCCAAGUGUGAGAAUGAGGAUGAGGCACGAGCAAAGAGUACAGUUGAAGGAUGGAGUUUGGGUGGAAGGUGUGACAUUGGUGGUGGUCAGGCCUUGUAACGGCGGUGCAGACGGCGGUGGGGAUGUGGAGGAUGCUGGGUUGGCAUUAGGUGCGUUUGGUGGUGGGAUUUAUGGAGAAGCUGUACAGUUUGAUAUUCCACUCUAUAGCAGGGUUGGCCUUGGUGUGGGAGUGGAUACCCUUCGAGUAGACAUAGAGAUGGAUGAGGAUGCUUAA